Messenger RNA from Thunnus maccoyii (southern bluefin tuna), 2430 nucleotides. It is a transcript of the gene neu1, whose product is annotated as neuraminidase 1. The record is from RefSeq and is a predicted model, not a curated record. Bases 101 to 1315 code for a protein of 404 amino acids. Gene Ontology annotation, biological process: oligosaccharide catabolic process; ganglioside catabolic process. The transcript is spliced from 7 exons. Lineage: Eukaryota; Metazoa; Chordata; Actinopteri; Scombriformes; Scombridae. Gene Ontology annotation, cellular component: lysosome; membrane; cytoplasm. Gene Ontology annotation, molecular function: exo-alpha-sialidase activity.
UCACAUGUCCAGAUCACCCGGAGAAACUGAUAACAGUGCUCUUCUCUCUGUUUCAGAUUCUUUUUCGGCUUGUUUUUAAAACUCUUCGCAUAUUUAUUUCAUGCUGACUCUCUUUCCUGUCGGAGUAAAGAUGAUGUUUUCAGGACGAGGAUCUAACAUGGAAACAGGAAGCCGGCUCGCUAUGCUUUCGUUACUUCUCUCUGCUGUGUUUUCUCCUUGUGUUUGUAUACCCGGUCCUAACGAGAUAAACCCGCUCCUGUAUGAGGAGCACCUGCUAUGGGUGAGCGGCACCCAGGGGGAGGUGAACACCUACAGGGUCCCGCUGCUCACCUCCACCCACAAAGGCACCCUGCUGGCUUUUGCUGAGGCCAGGAAGGCAUUCCAGGCUGACACGGGGUCAAAGUUCCUCGCAAUGCGGCGGUCCACUGACAAAGGAGCCAUCUGGUCCCCGAUUAAAUAUAUUGUGGAUGACGAUCAGUUGCAGGACGGCCUGAACCUGGGCUCGGUGGUGGUAGACCAUGAAGUGGGCUCGAUUUUUCUGAUCUACUCCGUUUGCUUCCAUGUCUGCAACCCGUCCAGCACCAUGAUGGUAAAGAGCACGGAUGACGGCCUCAGCUGGAGCCAACCCAGAAACCUCUCGGCGGAGCUCCCACUCAAGAAUUUCGCUCCCGGGCCGGGCCUCGGCAUCCAGAAGCGCUACAACCCAGCUAAAGGAAGGCUGGUGGUUUGCGGUCAUGGAACACUGGAGGGCGAUGGCGUUUUCUGCAUCCUGAGUGACGACCACGGACGCAGCUGGACCAAUGGUGCUGUGCUGAAAAGCAUCCCUUACAACAGGAAGAAGAAACCACAGGACUUCAACCCUGAUGAAUGCCAGCCGUUUGAGAUGCUGGAUGGGAGCAUCGUCAUCAAUGUCCGGAACCAGAACAACUACCAUUGUAGGUGUCGCAUAGUGAUGCGAAGCCUUGACGGCGGAUUAACCCUGCCCAUAGACGAACUGUACUUCGACUACGAGCUCGUGGAUCCUGCGGUGGCGGCCGGAGCCCUGCAGAAAGAGGGAGUGCUCUUCUUCACCAACCCCGCCAACGACCAGCACAGAAUUAAUCUAACUUUACGAUGGUCGCUGACUAAUGGCACAUCUUGGGAGAAGAACGCUGUCCAGAUAUGGGGGGGUCCAAGUGGUUACUCCUGCAUUACAACACUGGAUACGGGUUCCCCAGAGGACCGGAGGUACAUCUACGUCAUCUACGAGAAGGGGCACAAGGACUACGAUGAGACUAUCUCAUUCGCCAAGAUCCACCUGUAUGGCGGCAAUUAGAGCUCGUAAGUCAAAGAUUCAACCACUGGAGGUAAAAGGAAACAGGACGAGGUGGUUUUCUUCCUCAUCUUUCUCAGGAAGAACACAAGAGACUUUUAAAGAUCACUUUAUGAUCAAAGAUAUGGGAACGUAAUGAUGCUUGGCACCAUGAAAGCACAAGUUUUUGUGUCUGGCAUCUAAUUAAGCUUUUCAUUUUUCUCCUUGUUUUAUAUUCUCUGUCACACGUCUCACGUCCAUUAGUCUGAGAUAUGUACUUUUGCACAGCCAAAAUUUUUUUUUUUGCGAGUCCCCUGUUCCCUAGACAAAUGAAAAUAUAACAAGCAAGUUUUGGAUAAAUACACUAGUUUCCAAGCAACUUAAACCAUACUGUCAUGUAAAUAUCAUCUGUUUUGAAGCAGACAACCUCAACACCUCAUUUAUACAGUAAAUACAAUAUAUAUAUAUAUAUAUAUAUAUGUAUAUAUGUAUAUAUAUAUAUAUAUACAAUAAGUAUCACAUCACACUCUUCCAUACAGAUGAGUGACAGCGGUGUCUUUGGGGUCUCGCAGAAUGAAAUAUGACGUUAACACAACAUAGAUUUUUCGCUGGCAAAUCAUCCACCAAUAUAAUUCACCUCACCUCAUUGAACUGUAUACUUGCUGUGAAAUACUGUCAUUCCUAGUCGCUCAGAUAAGAUAAUGUUGUACAGAAGUGGCCUACAAGUGGCCUUAAUUGUGCAAUGAAUUUCACGCCGAUUGAAAAUGGCUCUGCCUCUGUAAAUCUAGAAUAUGUAUGUAAAAUAAUGUUGAUAGCCUUUUGUUAUGAGACCUGUACUUGAAUGUUCUCUCCUAUUUCCUAUUGGGUUUGAGUGGUUUGGGUUCGAGUGUGUGAUUGAAUGUGAGAGUGAAGAGGUAAGUGCAUAAUGUAGCCAAAGUAAUCUGCCUUGUACUUACACAGAGUGUAUUCUAAUACUUUGUAAUCAGUCUGAACUCCACUGUACUUAGAUUUGGAUAUUUAUUUUCAAAUCAAGUGUGAGUUUAAGCCCUGUAUUACCAGCACAGUACACUUGAUUACCUUUUUUUUCCUAACUGGGCUAUUAUCUGAUCUGUAAAAUAAAAAAAAUUGUUGCGAGCAGA